Molecule: messenger RNA, 2161 nt
Organism: Helianthus annuus (common sunflower)
Lineage: Eukaryota; Viridiplantae; Streptophyta; Magnoliopsida; Asterales; Asteraceae
Product: serine/arginine-rich splicing factor RS40
Exons: 5
Coding region: 1039-1965 (308 amino acids)
Biological process (GO): mRNA splicing, via spliceosome
Cellular component (GO): nuclear speck
Molecular function (GO): RNA binding
Source: RefSeq, a predicted model, not a curated record
AACGCCUCGAAACUUGUUUCCGUUCUUUUAAACCUUGAUCGGGUAUUUAUAAAAUUGAUGAAUGAUUAUUAAAGAUCACUUGUUUCAUAUUCUUCAUGCCAGUGCUAUGUAGAAAAUAGACAUGCAAAUGGCCUGAGUUGGUUGGUUUAGGAGUAUUGUGGGUGUAUUUAAUGAAGGUUCUAGUGAUUGUAAUUCUGCUUAUUAUUUGCAAUUUGCAUGAUUCAGAGCAUUCUCAUCCGAGUCUCUAUCUUCAUCUAUAUAUAUUUAAAUAAAAAACACAUAACGUUUGUUUAGUUCUAAAAAACCUCUCAUAACCGAUUCUCUGACUUUAUCUCUGUCUUACUCACAAACACUUAUUUUAUUGUCUUGUCUCGGUUUUUACACUCACAAAGUUAUAUAAAUUGUUGAAUAGUCACCCUCUAAAUAUAGAGGGUCACUUUUGUUUUUAUAAAUUUUUUCUAUAUUGUAAAGAUUCCAACGGAGGGAUGUUUUAGUUGUUAAUUUUAUAGAGAGUGGGUUUUAGAGGCUCCAAUAUGAGUGCUCUCAUGUUAUAUAUAUAAAUUUUUUGUUUGCUUACAACUUUACAUAUUGUUCUUGUGCACAAGCUAACAUCGAUUGUACAUGCACAUAUUCAUAUACACAUGGUUGGUAAGUAAGAAUAUGUAAUGAGAUCCGUACCACAACACAAGCGGGACCCACGAAACAGACGUUUGAAGUAUCCUACGUUUUAAAGGUGCUCAACGUCUACUGAAUCACGCGACAUGCCAGAUGGCGGGCCUUGUAUCAUGGGGGUGUUAGGAUUUUUAAGAAAAGAAGAGUAUGAUUAUUCCCGUAUAAUACCCCCAUACUCAUAAUUCUUUGGCGCAGGAAUCCCAUUGGAUGAUCAUCCCACAUUCCAUUCCGAUUCCGAUUCCGGUCCACUACCACCACACAUUCACCACAGACAUUGUUGCUUUUCAUUCCACGUGGCAUUUGCCCAGUCCAUUCCAUCCCAUGACAUCCCAUUAGUUCAUUGCGCAAGGGUUUGCUUUCAUCUAUAUGGAAGAUGAAAGAGACGCUGGAGACGCAAUUCGUGCACUUGACCGUUAUGAAUUUGGCAGGAAGGGACGCCGACUUCGUGUUGAGUGGACUAAGCAAGAACGCAAUGUCAGAGAACCUGUAAGCUCUAAAAGGUCUUCAUCUAAUUCGAGGCCCUCAAAAACGUUGUUUGUUAUCAAUUUCGAUCCGUAUAACACUAGAACAAGGGAUUUGGAGCGACACUUUGACCCUUAUGGUAAGAUUUUGAACAUAAGGAUCAGGAGGAAUUUUGCUUUUAUUCAGUAUGAGCUACAAGAGGAUGCCACCAAAGCUCUUGAAUCUACUAAUAUGAGCAAGCUGAUGGAUCGGGUUAUAUCGGUUGAAUACGCAAUCAAAGAUGACGAUGACAGAAAGAACGGGAGUAGCCCUGGAGGUCAUGACAGGUCUCCCCGUAGGAGAAGCGAUGACAGGGGAAGGUCGCAAAGUCCAUAUAGGAGAGAGAGAGGAAGUCCUGAUUACGGGCGUGGACGUGACCGGGGCAGCCCAGAUUAUGGGCGUGGACGAGGGCGUAGCCCGAGCCCACACCGCAGGGACCGUGGCAGCCCUGUUUAUGACCGUGGUUCUAGCCUUGGUGCUAAUGGAAAGGGUAGGGCCCGCAACGCUGAUUAUCGACGUGAUGCCAGCCCGAGUCCUCGUAGGGAGAGGGAAAGAACCAGAAGUCCUCGUGGGUCCAACCCAAAGGAAAGGACUAGCCCGGAAUAUGAACAUGGUGCAAUUGUGAGCCCUCAAAGUGAAGGUCGGGUUAGCCCUAAUGACUAUCCUCGUGAACCGAGCCCUGAUCCUAAACCAGAUACUCAUGACAGUCCGGGUUAUAAUAGUGGAGCUGAAAGCCCACCCGAGCGUUACCGCAGUAGGUCGCCAGAAGCAAGGGAGAGAUCGCGAUCGUGAUUGGCCAGUAGUUAGCCGAAAUGAUAUGAUGGAUGUUGGUAAUUGCAGUUGUGUUACAGUGUAAGUUGUGGUAGGCUUUAAGUUUGAAAUUUAUUGCAAAACACAAAAAUGUAAUGGAUUUUCUUCUCAUGUUGUUAAUUGUACUGAAGCUGCUGACACUCGUAAUCUUGAUUUUCAUUGACUUUGCUGUUUUGUA